AAAACUUGCAAACAGUAAGGCGCAUUUCAUCACGGUGUUAAAAAGGAUUUACAUUCUAAACACAGGAGUUCCUUCCUCAUAGAGCAGACGUUAAAAUGAGAGACUGGAUUAUUGUAUGUUUUUUUGCAAUGCUAAACUUCAAGGGAAUUAAAUCUGUCAGAGAUUUGCCUACCGGGGCAAAAAUUGUGCAGACAUGUCCAGCGGCAAAUAACAAGACAGCUUGGGAGUUGGCAUCUAAAGGACUUGGUUGUAGUCUUUUUGGGAAAAUUUCCCGUAAUAAAAAGCUUUAUCAUUGCCUCCCAAGCAGUUCACUGAAUGAGUAUGUCGAGUUUUGUGGAUUCACUGCUCCAAUGGACCCAGGUUAUUGUCCAGUAUUUCAUUAUGUUAAUACGAGCGGAAAAAACAGCGCUCCAAGUUACUUGAACUGUUCUACAUUCUCGUCGGGAUGUCCAAGAGAAUUUUACUUCUCCAGGGACGUAUACAAAUAUCCAGAGUGUCUUGAUAUUGACAUAAGUCACGGAUGUUUUAGAGCAGACAACAAUUGCACGACAGAUAUGAACUCUACAAGUCAGACUGAGUAUGAAACCCCGAAAUCAAACAAAAAUGACAUUAAAGUUUGGUUAGUUUGGUUCUUAACCGGGCUAAUCAUUUUCUGCGCAACACUUAUCUGUGGUCUUGUGGCAUACAUCUUUAAGAUGAAACGCUUUCCCAGAAGAAGAAAGAUUGAGAAAAAAUUUGAUAACGAAGGAAUUGACGCAUUGUCUUUGAUGGAAGCUCUCAAAAAAAGAGAUGAAGAGGAAAAGGAAGGAAUUGACGCACUGUCUUUGAUGGAAGCUCUCAAAGAAAGAGAUGAAGAGGAAAAGGAAGAAACGACGUAUAUUGAAAUGAUUGGAAGUUCAGUGAACCCGCUGUUAGCCGAAAUAGCGAGACAGAUACCUGAAGAAAAAAUACCGCAACUAAAAUAUCUCCUGGAAUAUAGCACUAGAGUAUCUGUCAAAUUAGCCACGGAUAUUGAUAAGAUCAAUCUCGAGGAUUUGACGAAUAUCAUGAAGCAUUUGCAGAUAUUGUUAUCUUGUAAACCAACAGACAUUCGUAUAAAGGGAAUUGCAGAAGGAUGUGUUCUUUUGAGCUUGGAUGUGAAAAAUACAUUACUUGAAACACUCAGGAAGUGUGAUUUUUCAAGUAUGCGCAAGCACAAAGUAUUCAAAAUCAGCAUUAUGAAUGAGUGUAUAUUUUAUUGUCGCAAUCUAGAUGACAACUUUCACAAAAAAGGGCACUUCACAGAGAAUUUAACAGAGAGCAUCUUCAACUGGUUAAGCUGUUUAAAAAGAACAACACUGAAAAUCUGUGAAAUAUGCCAGAGAAAGCAUUCAGAAUCCUCCUCGAUAUUUAGAGGAGUCAAAGUGGAACAUAUUGUGUGCGCUAACAAAAACAACGAGACAGACUUCGUGUCAAAAGAUCAAGAUUCCUUGUCGAUAUUUACGGGAGUCAAAGUGGAACAUGAUGUAUGCAGUAGAAAAAUGAAUGAGAGACAACCCGUGUCAGAAGAAAAUCAAGACGAAGAAAUAUGUGAAAAUGAGGCUUCAAAACAGACGACUGUAGAUUCCAUGAAUAUCGUACUCUUGGAGUCUUGUACAGAAACAAUGGAAGAUUCGAUGAAUCUAGAAUCACAUAAGAGUUCCUUGUCGAUAUCUAGAGGAGUAAAAGAGAAACAUGAUGUAUACGCUAGUAAAAUGAAGGAGACACAAUCCGUGUCGGUAGAAAAUCAAGAUAUUCCUGAACCAGGUGUCCGAAUAGAUAACUCUCCGAUGAAAUUAAAUAUGUCUCUGUAUUCAGGGACUUCUACAAAAAAAAUAUGUAAAAAUGAGUCUUCAAAACAGACGACUGUAGAUUCCAUAAAUAUCGGACCCUUGGAAUCUUGUACGGAAACGAUAGAAGAUUCGAUGUAUCCAGAAUCACAAAACGGUUCCUUGUGGAUAUCUAGAGGAGUAAAAGAGAAACAUGAUGUAUACGCUAGUAAAAUGAAGGAGACACAAUCCGUGUCGGUAGAAAAUCAAGACAAAGAAAAACGAAAAAAUGAGGCUUCAAAACAGACGACUGUAGAUUCCAUGAAUAUCGAACCCUUGGAAUCUUGUACGGAAACGAUGGAAGGUUCGAUGUCUCAAAAAUCACAUAACGACAAAGAAAUAUGUAAAAAUGAGGCUUCAAAACAGAUGACUGUGGAUUACAUGAUUAUCGAACCCUUGGAAUCUAGUACGGAAACGAAGGAAGAUUUGAUGUAUCCAGAGUCAAAUGACGGUUCCGUGUCGAUAUUUAGUGGAGUCAAAGUGGACCAUGAUGUAUGCACUUGUAAAAUUCAGGAGACACAAUUCGUGUCGAAAAUAGGUCAAGGCAUUGUUAACCACAGAAAUGAAGAUCACCAACGUAAUAUUAUUAAAGAUUCCCAUGCUUUAAAAUGUUUCAUUCGUAUAAAUGACGAUGGACUUCCAAAUGACUUUUCCGUGCAAGAACAAGUAGAGAUCCUUGUAAGACGUGAUGGUGACCAUGAAAUGGAUGAUAGAGAUUCUGUGGAAAAGUGUUCUCGUGAAGUGUUAUUCGAUGGUUUGCUGAGGGAUGUUGAAGUGGAGGUGCGCAUUGAUAAUGACAGCGAUUCAGGAGUGAAUGUAGCUGGAAAGGGGAUCAAAGGCUUUGGAACACGGUCAAUUAUGAGUAAAAAAAUUGGAAGCUCUCAAGUCUAG
Saccostrea cuccullata (small rock oyster) is the source of this 2738-nucleotide messenger RNA. RefSeq lists its product as uncharacterized. The coding region runs from base 96 to 2738 and encodes 880 amino acids. Lineage: Eukaryota; Metazoa; Mollusca; Bivalvia; Ostreida; Ostreidae. The record is from RefSeq and is a predicted model, not a curated record. The transcript has 24 exons.